This is a messenger RNA of Colletotrichum paranaense, 240 nucleotides long. RefSeq lists its product as uncharacterized. Bases 1 to 240 code for a protein of 79 amino acids. The transcript has a single exon. Lineage: Eukaryota; Fungi; Ascomycota; Sordariomycetes; Glomerellales; Glomerellaceae. The record is from RefSeq and is a predicted model, not a curated record.
AUGCAGCGUCGUCUCAAACUACCACGCCCGGUUAUGCAACGGCCGGGCGGUUUGGUUCUGGCAGCGUUUCGGGCCAAUUCGAUACUCAAAGAGGCUAAGUACGAAACACUCGACAAGUUUUGUGCCGUGGAUUUGACGGCGGCCCGGAAGAAUCCUCGUCAAUUCUCGUUUCCGAAGCCUUGGUUGCAUUUCAAGAUGGGGAUUGAGCUGACUCGAGUAAGCCCUUGGAGGUGCAUCUAG